AUGUCUCCUCCUGGCAAAGACGCAGACGCGGCUGCCGUUGAAGGCCUGCUCCGGAACUUGGCCGCUGCGCCCUCGGUCCAACGCCUCAGCGCCGUUGCCCUCAACAACGCCAUCUUGAGAGAAGAAAAUGACAAGCUGUCAAAGGAGAACUCUGCUGCGGCGGAUAUGAUUCAUCGUGUCCAGACCCAGCUUAACUCGGCGAAGGCCGAGCUUAGCAAGAAGGCCGACGAACUUGAAAAGGUCAAAGAGGAGAAAGCUGCUCUAGCCAGGAAAUUGGCAGAAGUCAAAGACCAGCUCGUACAAAGCGAGAUGAAUAUCAAAGACCUGAAGGCUAGUUUCGACACAAAGCAGCGCUCCCUCGAGGAGCGGGCGAACGACGCAGAGGGAGAGCUGCUGAGACUGAACAAGCUCAGCGUCGAGUUGAGACCGGUCGACGAAGCCACGACGAAAAAAGAAAUAAGUGAAUGUCUUAAAGCGGUGUCAUCUGCAGCUUGCAAGCUGGCAGGCGAUUAUUUCGGGGUCGACCUGCCGAAGGAGAUUCUCGAAAACCGCCCAGUCUGGUUACGGAUCAUGAAGCACAACUCCAACAGCGCCAACAUCCCUCUGCCUCUGUCCAACUCGCAUUGUGGCAGGCAGAUGCGGGCCGCUCUUCUCAUCUCCGUUCUGGGAUACGAACUACACAAGCAUAUUUUUCAGCCCACGUACCUGGUCAAGGAUGUUGGCCUCAACAAAGUUCUCAGGACGCUUGCCGAAAAGGAACCGGAUCUGGAAUCCCACCUCAGGUCGGUCCUCCUGGCCGCCAGCGAGAAGGCUCGAGAAUCGGACGAGCAGGUCUACGAGGUAGCCACCAACAGCAUUCUAGACCUCGUUUCCCCAGCGGUUCCCGAGGUCAGACGCGAGGCCUUCCAAGAAGCCCUGCAGCAACUCUGCGCGACGGCCUUUGAAAAAUGGCAGGUCAUCCAGGCGCUCGAAGACCACGUGGUCCCCGAGUUUGGGGACAACAGACUGUCGGAGCCAAAGGGCGAGUGGAUCCCGUGGGCCUUCAAGACUCAAUCUGCGCAGCAGCGAGCCAACGGCACCGCGUCUGCCCAGGAACAGGCGACGAAGAACACAACGGCUGUGGCGCCGCAGGCCCAGCCGGACACCGCCGCCGACCUGCUCGACGGCAUCGCCGUCUGGCCCGCCUUUUACAACCUCUCCUCCGGAGACGACGAGACGCUGGCCAAGGGCAUCAUCCUGCCGCCGUCGCUUCUGAAAGCGGCGAAGGCAGAGGAGCAGGCCACCGCGUCGACGCCCCGGUCGCCGUCCUCCCAGCUCCGGAGGGACCUGAGGGACCAGGAGAGGAGCUCCAAUUCCAGGCGGCGGAGACAGUCUUUGGUGUCUGGGAUUGGCCAGGCCGAUGCAGGGAAGCAGACGGGUUCUUUUUUAUCCAAUGGGUCAAGCGCUGGCCUAAAUGGCGCUUGA
Messenger RNA from Thermothielavioides terrestris NRRL 8126, 1464 nucleotides. RefSeq lists its product as uncharacterized. Lineage: Eukaryota; Fungi; Ascomycota; Sordariomycetes; Sordariales; Chaetomiaceae. The record is from RefSeq and is a predicted model, not a curated record. Bases 1 to 1464 code for a protein of 487 amino acids. The transcript is spliced from 2 exons.